AUGGCAGAAGAGGUUUCGGGAAUUUCGCAGAGAACUUCCGUUAGGGCAGAGGAGGCGAGGGCAGGGGCGGUGGAGACGAGUCCAAGGGCGGCGGAUCAGGACCGGAAGCACCCUCGGGGAAUGAGGAGGGUGAGAUCGGCGGGUAUGGGUCACGCAGCAGAAGUUGAAGUGGCAGGAGGAGGAGGGGUGGGGUUUGGAGGAGGGGAACGAGAGCGCGCUUUCACAUUGCUGCAGCCGCCGCCGCUGCUGGUUGGUGCGUCUGUGGGAAGGUUCGGGGAAGGAUCAGCGGAGGUGAAGGAGCAAUGGGGCGAAAGGGACAGGCAGGGAGCGGGGAAAAGGGUUGGGGCGGAGGAGGGUCUGUUGGCGAGGAAUGUGGCUGGUUUUGUCUGUCAGGAGAUUUCUGAGGCGCCUCAAAGGGCUGAAGCCGAGGUAUGGGUUGGAGCAGAGGAAGUGGAUGGAGCAGAGGAAAUAGCUGAAGGGGAGAAAGCGGAUGGAGCAGAGAAAAGAGUUGAAGGGAAGGAAGCGGAUGGAGCAGAUGGAAGGGCUAAAGGGGAGGAGGCGAUUGGAGCAGAGGAAAAGGAUGGUGAUCAGUGUCUAGAAGACAUGUCAUCAUCGCACCCUUCCUCCUCUUCCUUCACACUCCCCCUCACGCACUCCCCUCCCUUAGCCGCCAGCAGCACCACCACCGCCGCAGCAUCCGUCCUCCCUGUCCCAUCCCCGUCCCUUUCUCCCACCCCAUCUGCACAUCUUUCCCUUUUCCCGUUCCCGUUCCCCUUUCCCUUCCCCUUCCAUCUCCCUCCAUUCUCUGCUGACUCCACCCCUUCCUCCAAUCAUCCCUCUCGCUUUACCACUCCAGGCCCCCACCCGCUCCCACACUCCUUCCUCAACACCCCUGCUUCCACCGCCCACUCUCUACACCGCCCGUUCUCCCUGUACCGCCCAAUAUCGCCCUCAAACCGCUCUCUAUCCUCCAAAACCCUUUACAGUCCGUCCUCGUCGACCCUUUCUCCCGCUCUGCCUGCACGGCAAAGAGCAGCACCAUCUUCAGUAGCAGGUUCCGAAGCCGUCACAGCAGCUGUAGGAAGAUCCGGUUGUAGCAGCGCUCUUCCCAGUGCUGCUACAGCCGGGUGCAGGUCGGCAGGGUCCGGCAUGGCAGUGGGCAGCAGCAGGAUGAGCAGCUUUAGCGAGUUCAGCCUCCCUCCAAACGCACUGGACGAAGGGAGGAACCACGCGGCAUGGCAUGGGGCGCUGAGACUCAGAGGCGGCAGCAGGUACGGCACUGCCAGAUGUGCCACUGCUGAGUGUGACACUGCCAGACGUGCCACUUCGCAGAACAGAAAAUUGAGCAAGAGUUUGUCGCUAGAGGAGAGGGCUCUGGGACUGGGAGGGCUUGCAGAAGGAGUCAGCUACGGGUGGGGCGUGGGGCUUCUGAGGCUUGACGACGCCCUGAAGAACGGAGGAAGCGAGCAUUUGAGUGACCACGGUGGGGCCAGCUCGAGUGGUGAGGCGUCUCAAGCCUCUAGUUACGGCUGGGGCGUGGGGCUGUUGAGACAGAGAGACGGUCUGAAGCAAGGAGGAAGAGGGGAAGCGAGGACGGAAGGUCCGGGGAGGAGUGUGGUUGAGUAUGACGGUGUUACGACACAGGGGAGUGUUUUGAAGCAGGGGGGUGUGGAGGAGCGGAGGAUGGAAGUUAAGGCCUUAACUGAGGCUCAGAGUCCUUCCUUUGAAGCGCUGCCGCAGCUGCCCUUGGCCAUGGCGCGGGAGGGAUGUGAGGCUAGGUCUGGUGUGGACUGCGGUGCUGCUCGGUAUGGAACAUCUCAGCAGCUGCUGCCCCUGUCCAUGGCGCGGGGAGGACGUGAGGUUGGGCCUCAGGAGAUCUCUCAAAGGCAGGGUGAAGCGUUUGAGGGGCCUCAGCAGCUGCUGCCCCUGUCUCUUGCGCGUGGGGGAUGCCAAGUUGGGCCUUCACAGGCGUUGGAGGGGAAAGACGAGUUGGGGGAAGAGAGGGAAGAGGAAGAGAUGGAGGGAGAAACGAGGGAGGGGGAAGAGAGGGAAGGGACAGGGGACGGGAAUGGUGGGGAAGGAGGAGAGGGAGGCGAGGGCAGAAGGGGAAAAGGGGGAGAGAGCAAUGGAACAGGCAGAGGGGGAGCAGGGGGAGAAGGGGGAGUAGGUGGGGCAGGCGGAGUGGGCAAUGAUGGGGAGGAGGGUGAUGGAGGUGAGGGCGAUGACGAGGGGAAUGGUGGAGAGGGAAGUGGGAAUGGGGAUGGAGGGGAGGAAGGGGAGGAUGGGGAGGAGGAGGAUGGUAGUUGUGAGAGAGAGGAGGGAGUUGACGAAGAGGAGAAGGAGGAAGAAGGGGUGGAGGAGAAUGAGGAGGGUGAGAUAAGGGCAGAUGAAGAGGUUUCGCAGGAAAAAGGAGAGAAGUCGCUGUUCUGUAGGCAGCAUGAGGGAGUGGCUGCGUCAGGGACAGUAGCAGAGGUGAGAACAGGAGAAGUGUCAGAUGUUGAGAGAGUAGAUGCGGUAGAGACAGCUGAUAACAGGUUUGCUGAUGCAGACCAAUGUUUGGUGACAACAGGACUUGAAAGCGCGGGUAUACUCCAAUGCGAGGCAGACGAAGCGGCUGAGGUGGAAUCAGAGGCAGCUGUCGCAGCUGGGAGCAAACAAGCCACAGAACAGACUGCAGAGACAGCUGAUGCAGUCGCCUGUUCCUUGGCUACAGCUUUUGAAAGAGCGGAUACGAUUCAAUGCGAGGCAUAUGAUGCAGCAGAGACACAAUUAAAGGAAGCAGUUGCAGCAGGAGAGACAGCAGAAAGGGCAGCAAGAGCAGGAGUAGCAGAAGCAGCAGAAGAAGCAUCAGCAGAAGCAGCUGAAGCAGGAGUAGGAGCGGAAGAGGAAGCAGCAGAAGCAGAAGAGGAAGCAGCAGGAGCAGAAGAGGAAGCAGCAGGAGCAGAAGAGGAAGCAGCAGGAGCAGAAGAGGAAGCAGCAGGAGCAGAAGAGGAAGCAGCAGGAGCAGAAGAGGAAGCAGCAGGAGCAGAAGAGGAAGCAGCAGGAGCAGAAGUGAAAUCAGCAGGAGCAGAAGCAGGAGCAAAAGGAGCAGUAGAAGCAGGAGAAGAGGAAAUUGAAGGAACAGGAACGAGCUGCUCUGUAGCAGCAGGAGUAGAAGUGAGAGAAGGAGCCGAUGGGAACUCAACCGCAGGAGCAGCAGGAGGAAAAGAAGCAGCAGCACCAGCAGCGUUAGUGGCAGUAGCAGCUGAUCAGCUCACUGCAGAUUAUGCAGCAGCAGAGGUUGCUAAGAAUCCCAACAACUCUGAACGAGGGUCCUUUGAAUCGACUCAAGAGGGGCUUGCGAGUCCUGAUGACUCUGAAGCAGCAGCGGUAGUGGCAAUGGCAGCUGAUCAGCUCACUCCAGGUUAUGCAGCGGCAGAGGUUGCUAAGAAUCCCAAUAACUCUGAACGAGGGUCCUUUGAGCCAACUCAGGAGGGGCUUGCGAGUCCUGCUGACUCUGAAGCAGCAGCGGUAGUGGGAAUGGCAGAUUAUGCAAUGGCCGAGGUUGGUUCUACGGAGAGCCCUUCUGAACAGGGGUCCUUUGAGUCGACUCAAAAGGGGUUUGCAAGCCCUGCUCACUUUGCUUCUGCUCAGGACUUGCUCGAUUCAGCUGGGGAGGGGUUUGCAAGCCCUGCUGACUCGGCUCAUGUUUCGGCUGAGUCGACUCAGGAGGGGCUCCCAAGCCCUGCUGACUUUGCUUCUGCUCAGGACUUGCUCGAUUCAGCUCGGGAGGGGUUUGAAACCUCUGCUGACUCUGCUCAAGUUUCCGUUGAGUUGACUCAGGAGGGGCUUCCAAGCCCUGCUGACUUUGCUUCUGCUCAGGACUUGCUCGAUUCAGCUCGGGAGGGGUUUGAAACCUCUGCUGACUCUGCUCAAGGUUCCGUUGAGUUGACUCAGGAGGGGCUUCCAAGCCCUGGAGACUCUGCUGCUGCUCGGAAUUUGUUCGAUUCAGCUCGGGAGGGGUUUGAAACCUCUGCUGACUCUGCUCAAGGUUCCGUUGAGUUGACUCAGGAGGGGCUUCCAAGCCCUGGAGACUCUGCUGCUGCUCGGAAUUUGUUCGAUUCAGUUGGGGAGGGGUUUGCGAGCCCUGCUGACUGUGCUGUUGCUCGGGUGGGGUUUGACAGCCCAGCUGACUGUGCUGCCGCUCAGGAUUUGUUCGAUUCAGCUGGGGAGGGGUUUGCGAGCCCUGCUGACUGUGCUUCUGCUGAGGAUUUGUUUGACUCGGCUCGAGAGGGGUUUGAAAGCUCGUUUAGCACCGAACAAGUGUUCUUUGAGGCGACUGGGAAGGGUUGCGAGUGUUCGGAGAAUGAUAAUAACGAGAAAGAGGUGUUGUUUGAUACCUUGGCCGCCUUCAGUCCAGAGGCUUUUACUUUUGAGGGUGCUGGUGAUGAUGCUGAGAGCAGUAGAAAGGGGGGAGCAGCUGCAGGAGUCGAAACAGAGAGUGAAGCAUCAGAGGGAGGUGAGAUUGCUGUAAGAAGGAUUGAGACGUCUCAGGAUUGUGUAUAUACCAACGGCAGCAAGGGAAAUCAGGAACUCUUGGGUUUGGAUGUUACAUGGAUGAAGAAGCAAGGGGACGACGAGAAGGAGAGGGAAACGACGGAGAGGAGAGAGGAGGAGAAGGAAAAGAUGUGCAUCGACGUGGAAGAGGAGGAUGCAGGGAGUGCAGUGGGUGCAGUGGGGUUGACUGCGGUGGAUACAACAGUUGGAGAGGAUAUGACAGGCGCUAGGGAUAUGAUGGAGAGGGUAGGCCUUGUGGGCAUGCUGCUGAGACGGGUACGAAACCGGUUGGGUAAGCAAGACGUGCAGGAGGGAUUGGGGGAGGAAGUGGACGAGGGUUUGAGGGAGGGAGUGAAGGAGGAAGGUGGGGAGGAAGUGGGGCAAGACGUCGAUGAGAGAUUGGGAGAGAAGGUGGGGAUGGAAGUGCGGGGAGGGGAGGAUGAGAGUGAGGAAGUGGGGAGAGGGGGAGAAAUGAGGGAGGAAGUGGGGGGAGGGGGCAGAGGGAAAGAAGAAAGGGAGGAAUUUGAAAGAGAGGACGUAGAGAGGCAGGAAGUGGGGAGGGGGGAAGAGGAAAGGGAGGAGGAGGGGAGAGAGGAAGCUCUUUCAGACGCCAUUUCCAUCUCUCCUGACUUGACCUCCGCCGUCCAAUCCCCCUCCUCUGAUCUCCACUCUCCCUCGUUACAGUCAGAUUCCCCCUCGUUAGAGUCACAUGCCUCGCUGCUAGCAGAUGUAUCCCUCACUGCAGCCACAUCGCAGGCCCUUUCAAUCGCCGUCUCCAUCUCUCCCGAUUCAUCCUCUGACCCUCACUCCCCAUCCUCCGCCCUCCAGUCCCCCUCUUUAGUAUCACACGCCUCGCUAGUAUCACACCCCUCCCUGCCAAGAGAUGUUUCCCUCACAGCAGCCAUAUCCCAAGCCCGUUCAAACGCCAUUUCCAACCCUCCUGACUUCGGGGCCGAUCCUCAUUCCCCUUCCUCCGCCCCUCAUUCCCCUUCCUCCGCCCCUCAUUCCCCUUCCUCCGCCCCUCAUUCCCCUUCCUCCGCCCCUCAUUCCCCUUCCUCCGCCCCUCAUUCCCCUUCCUCCGCCCCUCAUUCCCCUUCCUCCGCCCCUCAUUCCCCUUCCUCCGCCCCUCAUUCCCCUUCCUCCGCCCCUCAUUCCCCUUCCUCCGCCCCUCAUUCCCCUUCCUCCGCCCCUCAUUCCCCUUCCUCCGCCCCUCACUCCCCUUCCUCCGCCCCUCAUUCCCCUUCCUCCGCCCCUCAUUCCCCUUCCUCCGCCCCUCAUUCCCCUUCCUCCGCCCCUCACUCCCCUUCCUCCACCCCUCCCUCCUCCGCCCUUCCCUCCCCUUCCUCCGCCCCUCCCUCCCCUUCCUCCGCCCCUCCCUCCCCUUCCUCCGCCCCUCCCUCCCCAUCCUCCGCCUCUGCACACUCCCCCACCUCCCCACCCCCUCAAUCCCUCUCCUUCCCUUCCACCCCUUUCUCCCCAUCCACCUGUGCUUCCUCCUCUUGCCUCUCUCUCCCCCUGUCCCGCCUCCGCUCCUUCUCCCCUCCCCGCACCCACUCUAUCCAAACCAACUCUGACCAGGCCAGUGUCUUUGGCCGCUCCUCUUCCCACACUCACUACUCCCACACUCACUCCUCCCAUACACACUACUCCCACACUCACUCCCAUACACACUACCCCCACACUCACUACUCAACCCACCACACUCACUUCCCUUCUCACACUCCCUUCUCCUCUCGCACUCUCCAAUCCUCCCAGGUCCAGGCCCCAUCACGCACUCUCUCCUAUCCAUCUGCAGCGACUCAUAUCUCCUCCCACCCUUCCCCGGUGUCCUUCACCACGAUUAGCACAGCACCGCUCCUGUUCCCUGUUGUGAGUGGUGAGGAAGCAGCACCUGAAGCAGCAGCACCUGAUGCGGCAGAACCUGAAGCAGCAGAACCGGGAGAAGCACCUGAAGAAAUACCUGAAGGAGGAGUCGAAGUACCACCAGAAGCACCACCAGCACCUGAAGAAUCACCUGAAACUUCUCAGGAAGAUGCUGGUGUCUCGGCAAGUGAUCAGGAGGAGAGCGUGUUUUCAAUCUCCCUUCUGGGAACGACAGGGGAGGAGGAGAAGAUACUGGAAAGCCAAGAGGAGAGCAAAGAGGUUACUACCGUUGUUGCCAGUGAUCCUGUUCCCUCUGCUCCUGCUGCAUUGUGCUCUGCCACUGGACUUACCAGUGCUCAGCCUGACAUCCUUCCUGAAGUACCGCCUAAGCCUGAUCAUGCUCCAAUAGUCACUAUCCUUUCUACUCCUGCCGACGACCAGAAGCAAGCAGUACCAGCAGAAUCAGUGGUGGCAGGAGCGACUGCAGCAGCGGCGGCAGUUCUGGCUGCAGUGGCAGCAGUCAAACCCUCAUCUCCCUCUCUCUCCCCCAGCAGCAGUCUCCCGCGCCAUAUCCGUGUAUCCUCCCCUCGUUUCCACCCAACACAGCCAACCUCUCUCUACUUCCCUGCUACUGCUGGUAGCAGUCUCGUUUCUGCUAAUGAUGCCGAUGCUGAUACUGGCAUUGUUGCUGCUCCUGCUGCUCCUGCUGCUGCUGAUGCUGCUGAUGCUGCUCCUGUUGCUGACGCGGCUGCUGAUAACGCUGCUGCAGGCAAGGCCAUCAGAAGCACUUUCAACCUUUAUCCAUAUGCCAAGCCUGCCAGCCUCGUCAGCAAGGUGUUCGUAUUCAGGUCCCCAAGCGGGGAAACCGCUACCAAGGCGCUCCAUUCGGGCUCGCGUCAGCAGCACAAGCCGCCUCUUUCUGACUCGCCUCAGCAGCAGCACUCUGCACAUGGCGGCAAUACUACUGCCACCAGCAGCAGCGGUACACCCAUGACACCCACGCAAUCUUCCAUGGCACCUACAAGCUCAUCUGCGAAGGCUUCUGUGACGCCCAAGCGAUCCAAGAGCCUGUCAACAGUAGCUGCUGCCACUGCUUCCUCCUGGCUCCGAUCUCUUAAGUCCACCCUCUCCCCAUCCUCUUCCUCCUCCUCCACAUCGGCUAAAGCAGCACGCACCAGACAGUCACGUUCCACAGAGCCACACUGGAUACAAUCACCUGCUCUGGCGUCUGUUGAUGCACCCUCUACCUCGGCCUCCUCACUCGCCUCCCUCAUCUCCCCUCAUCAUGCCCCCUACCCUCCCCAUGCCCCCUACCCUCCCCAUGCCCCCCCUUCCCAUGCCUCCCAUCCUCCUCCUCCUCAACCGUUCCCUGCAUCCGCCCCUGUAGGUCCUGCCUCCGAACCCACAACUUUCUGGAACCUUCCCCCGGUAGACCUCCCUCCACCCGCUAUCGCUCUGGACCCCAUUCCACCCCUUUCUACUCCUUCUGUUCCUCCUUCAACUGCUCCUGCUGCUCCUUCUUCUCCUACUCGUGGCUUGCCCAACUCCCAGCUCUCCACUUCUCCCUCCUCCCUCAUGUCUCCCCUCUCCGCUCUCCCCAACUCUCCUACUUCCUCGCCCCCAGCCCCUCCUGUCAGCACCACCCCUUCCACCCCACCUGUUCGCCCAGCAUCCCCUGCUCUCAAAUCCACCCGCUUUGGAUUCACCCGGAAUUCGCCCCUUCAGAAUUUUCAGAAUUCGCCCAGACAGUCCUCUCCUUUUGAGGCGCCUCAGAAUUCGCCCAGACAGUCCUCUCCUCCUGCUGCUAGGAUUCGGCCUCCCUCACCGCGCCGUCUCUUGUCCUCCCUUCACAAGAUGCUCAGCCCAGGUGUCGGAUCAGGUGGAAUUUCAGGUGAAUCUCGCCAAGUGCCUGCACUGGCUGUAGCAGGGAGUGCUUCUUCAGGUGUUGUGUCAAGUGAUCCUGUGGCUGUUGCAGCAGAGCCAAUCCGAUCUCCAGUUGUAGCGGGAGCUACAGCUGCUCCGAUGGUGGCUGUAGCAGCUGCAGCAGGAGUUCCAUCUGCACCGGCUGUAGCAGCAGGUACCAGUGCAGCAACUGUAGCAGAAGAUGUAGCAGGACAGUUUCUCCCAGCAGCUGUUAUCCCUUGCGGGGAUGUAGCAGCAGAUUUUUCUGCAGGAGUUGAGCCCAACGGGCUGGCUGUGGCAGUUGAAAUACUUCCUGCUGCUGUAGCCCCUUCCGAGGAUGUAGCAGCAGAUUUCGCUGCAAAACUUGAGACUGAUGGGUUGGCUGGAGCAGAGGAAAUUUCCAAUGCAGCUGUAGCCCCUUGGGAGGAUGUAGCAGCAGAUUUCGCUGCAGAUCUUGAGACUGACGGGCCAGCUGUAGCAGUAUCAGCAGAGAUGGAAGAAGGGACAACCGUUGAGGAGGAGGGAGGUGAAGGGGAGAGCAGUGAAGAGGGGGUAAAGGGGGAAAGAGAGGGGGAAGAAAAGGAGAGGAAGGAUGGGCAGGAGGAGGAGGAGGGAGAAGGGGAGAAGGGAGGGGAGGAGGUUGUGGAAGUGAAGGAGGAGGAUGAGAAGAAGCGUGAGAGAAACGAUGCGGAAGAGGAGGGUGCAGAGAGAAAAACAGGGUGUGAGUGGGUAGGGCUGCAGGAAAGCACAGCACCAGCUGAAGGAGAGGAAGAGAGAGAAGAAUCAGGUGGUGAGGAGGAGAAUGGUAAUGAUAAUGGUCACGCAGGAACAUUGGAACGUGAAGUAAAGGUCGCUGUACCGAGCCUUUCAGAGGGAAGCAUUGCAAUCACAGGACCAGCAGCAUCAGGCGUUUCAGAAGGGACAGUCACAUCACCUCUAUCCUCGUGCCUCUCCCCUCCUCCAUCCACCUCCCCCUCCUCCUCCAUAUUUUCCCUUUCUCUCACUCUCGCCCUUGCUUCUCCUGAACCACCUCCGUCCCUCGUCACCCCCACACCACCACCCCUCUCCCUCACCCGCUCCCCCAUCCCACCUCCUUCUCUCACACUCUCCCCUGCUCUAGCUGCCCACGUGCCCACUCAACACAGCCUACACAGCCCCACACCACCGCCCCCUUCCCUCGUCACCCCCACCACACCACCACCCCUCUCACUCACCCUCUGCCCCGCCCCGCCCACUUCCCUCCUCCCCUCCCCCGCUCUAGCUGCCCGUGUGGCCACCCAACACAGCCUGCACAGCCACACACCACCGCCCCCUUCCCUCGUCACCCCCACCACACCACCACCCCUCUCACUCACCCUCUCCCCCGCCCCGCCCACUUCCCUCCUCCCCUCCCCCGCUCUAGCUGCCCGUGUGGCCACCCAACACAGCCUGCACAGCCACACACCACCCCCUCCCUCCCUCGCCACCCCCACCACACCACCACCCCCUUCUCUCCCCCUGUCCCCCGCCAUAGCUGCCCGGGUUGCCACGCAACACAGCCUGCACAGCCCCUCCCCACCACCUAACUCCCUCGUCACCCCCAGAUCACAGCCCCCCUCCCUCCCCCUCUCCCCCGCCCUAGCUGCCCACGUGGCCACCCAACACAGCCUGCACAGUCCCACACCACUGCCUCCUUCCCUCGUCACCCCCACCACACCACCACCCCCCUCACUCACCCUCGCCCCCAGAUCACAACCCCCCUCCCUCCCCCUCUCCCCCGCUCUAGCCGCGCGGGUUGCCACUCAACACAGCCUGCACAGCCUGCAGAACCUUCGGAGCAGGCUGCAGCAGCAGCGAAUGGCGAUGCGCCAGCUGGCGGAGGAGACGAGCAGGCUGCGGGGGUGGCUGGGCAGUGCUGCUAGCGGGGGAAGUGUGCCGGUUGGAUCAGGUGGUUUGGGUGGGAAAGUUGGGUCAGGUGGAUUGGUUGGGACAGUUAAGUCGGGUGGAUUGGGUGAAUUGUCAGCAGGUGCUUCAGCUGGAGCUGUUAUUGGGGAUGCUGGGUCUACAAGACGCGUUGCUCAAGGUACUGCUUCUCCUGCUGCGUCUGCUAUACAAUCUUCUGAUUCUGCUGCUGCUUCUGCUGCAAGUGCUGGUGGUGCUGAUGGCGCUGCUGCUGCCUCUUCUGCUGUUGCUGCUGACAUGUCCUGGGCAGCUGACCUGUCAUCACCUCCUGAGUCGUUUUUAAGUGGUGCUGACUCACCAAUUGGUUCUUACUCACCAACUGAUGCUGACUCACCAACUGAUGCUGACUCACCAAUUGAUGCUGACUCACCAACUGAUGCUGACUCGCCAACUGAUGCUGACUCACCAAGUGGUGCUCAUGCUGCAGCGGGAAGGGUGGCUGAAACCAAUGAAGCCGAUGGAAAGACAGGGGCCGCUGAAGAAGUCGAGGGAGCUGAAAUCUGUGAGACAACUGAAGAGAAGGACGUACGUCCGGAGCAGCAGCAAACGCAGUGUAAGACAAGCGAGGAACCUAACGAGUCGACUUCUGGGUCGACUGGAAAAGCAUAUGAAGAGAUGGGACGUGAGGCACAAGACACCAAGGGUUUGGGAGGGGGGAGUGGAGCGGAGGGAGGAAGCGGAGGAGUGGAAGCUACUGGUGCAACGGAAGGAGGUGUGCAGUGCAGAGAAAUGGGUUUCUUAGGUGCUGCUUCUCCGAUAACUCCUGCUUCCGGCGCAGGAGUGAACACAGUAGCUCCUAUUUCUGAGGAAGUGGCCAGUACUGUUCAUGACGCGCCUCCGAAACUGGAACGAGCAGCUGUGCUCUUUCCUGCUCGUUCUGUGGCUGCUUUUAAAUCUUCUGCUGCUGUAGCAGGAACGAGCACAGCAGCUUCUGUUUCUGGUGAAGCAGCCAAUGCUGUUACUGAGGCGUCUCAGCAACAGGCUUCGUCUAAAGCAGCUGCUGCUACCGCCCCUCAGGUUUCAAGGCGUCGCCUCGCCUUUGCUCUGCUGAGCGAGCCACUUAGCAGAAAGCCGCGAGUCACAUCAGUGACGUGGACCACCCUCUCUGCGAUCCAGGAGGAGGAAGGAUUGGGCAUAGACUCGCAAGAAUCAAGUACCCCCUGCCAAAAGCCCCUUGGUAACCCCUACUGCUCCUCUCCUUCACCUUAA
Closterium sp. NIES-65 is the source of this 11451-nucleotide messenger RNA. The record is from the annotation of a GenBank genome assembly. Lineage: Eukaryota; Viridiplantae; Streptophyta; Zygnematophyceae; Desmidiales; Closteriaceae.